This is a messenger RNA of Papilio machaon (common yellow swallowtail), 873 nucleotides long. It is a transcript of the gene mRpL24, whose product is annotated as probable 39S ribosomal protein L24, mitochondrial. Gene Ontology annotation, molecular function: structural constituent of ribosome; RNA binding. Gene Ontology annotation, biological process: translation. The record is from RefSeq and is a predicted model, not a curated record. The transcript has 6 exons. Lineage: Eukaryota; Metazoa; Arthropoda; Insecta; Lepidoptera; Papilionidae. Gene Ontology annotation, cellular component: ribosome; mitochondrion. Bases 62 to 823 code for a protein of 253 amino acids.
UGACGUUUGGAAAACUGACAUUUUGACGCAUGUAAUUUGAAAUAUCGUCUAUAAAAUCAAUAUGAGGAUAUUUAGUUAUUUGGGGAAAAAAGUCGGUGAUUUGACGAUUAAAUAUUCGAAUUUACCAGAAUCAUACAUUAAGAGGAGCUAUGAACAGGUCUAUUGGAGGAAUCCAAAAGGUUAUCCACAAUACCCGGCAGCACAAGUCGCGCGCAAGAAGUAUCGUUUCACUACACAUAGGCCAUGGACCGCACAGUUUAGACGAGAUAAUGAACCAAAUAAACUACGGAAGAAGGUUUUCUUAGAACCUGUCGGAGAAUGGAGCUUUUUCAAGGGCGACCGUGUUGAAAUAAUGAUAGGAAAAGACAAAGGCAAGCAGGGAAUUAUAAACCAAGUGAUACAGGAGCGCAACUGGGUCUUUGUUGAAGGGCUGAAUACACAUUUACGAGUUGUUGGCAAAGAUAAGAAAUUUCCCGGAGUAACAAUACAAUCUGAAGCACCUCUCCUGGUGACAACUGGAGUGAAGCUGGUUGAUCCAGAGACAUUGAAAGGCACUGACAUUGAAUGGAGAUACACUGAAGAAGGGGAUAAAGUCAGAGUAUCUCUUGCAAGUAGCAGAAUAAUUCCAAUACCAAAAGCUGCGGAAGAAACUAUGGACUUUAAAAGCAAGGCAUUGUAUAUUGAAAACACGGAUAAGGAUACUGCAGCUGCUGAUGUUACAAAGAUUACAUUUCAGCCAAAACUGGCAACAUUUGAAAUGGAUAUUAUGGAAUCUAUGGGUAUCAAAGAAGAUAGAGUCCCUGCAAAAUCUUAUUGGUAUUAAAUAAGGAAAUCUCACCAAUGUUUGUGUUUAGUUCAAAAUAUAUAGUUGUA